Molecule: messenger RNA, 576 nt
Organism: Thlaspi arvense
Lineage: Eukaryota; Viridiplantae; Streptophyta; Magnoliopsida; Brassicales; Brassicaceae
Source: the annotation of a GenBank genome assembly
AUGUUAUAUUCAGCCAUAGCAGAAUAUCCUUGCUGCAUGCUUUGCACUUGUUUUAAAUGUUUACCUGUUAUUAGGGAUGGUCAGUGUCCUGAAUAUAGUGGGGAGGAACAAGCUAUGUGCGCUGUUGGCCUAGUACAAGCUAAAGCUGGUAUUUUUGUUGAAGCUAUCCAGUAUCUUCUAAUCUUGGCAACUCCUAUUGAGUUGAUUCUUGUAGGAGUAUGCUGUUCUAGAAGGGAUGGUGAAUUAGAUCCAUAUGCAGCGGUGUCACUACAGCCUUUGCCUGAGUAUACAAUGUCAUCUUAUGGAGUCACUACGACAUGCAUCAGUUGUACUAACAAAGGCAUUGGUACUUUUGGCUCCAUAUCUCUUGCUGGCCGAUCUCAGAAUGAAGAUCUGUCAUUGAAGAUAGAAUCAAAAUAUUAUUCUGCUGGAACCCUGGUUCUUUCUGAUUCAUCUCCAUCAACCAUGUCAUCGCUUUUGUUUGUGAAUGGAGAUUCUAGCAUGCCAUCAUCCUCCUUAACUAAUACAGGAACGGGUGCAAGGAGUUCCCGGGCAUUAGAGGAGACUAUAUCUUAG